Molecule: messenger RNA, 716 nt
Organism: Pseudophryne corroboree (corroboree frog)
Lineage: Eukaryota; Metazoa; Chordata; Amphibia; Anura; Myobatrachidae
Exons: 2
Source: RefSeq, a predicted model, not a curated record
GCUGCAUUUGACACUGUAGACCACUCUCUUCUCAUACAGACACUACAAUCCCUAGGUCUUAAAGACACAGCCCUUUCUUGGUUCCUAUCCUAUCUAUCUAAUCGCUCCUUCAGUGCACUGGACCGUGUCACUGAAUGCCUUUCUGCCAUUUCAUCCUGGAUGACAUCUAGCCACCUCAAACUGAAUAUUUCAAAGACAGAGUUAAUUAUAUUUCCACCGGCCAAUAGUAGGUACCAACCUGAUAUCUCUAUCACUGUUGAAAACUCGACUAUCUACCCUACCCCACAAACUCGCUGCCUAGGUGUCAUCCUUGACUCUGAUCUGUCCUUUGUUCCCCACAUUCAAUCUGUCUCAAGAUCAUGUUACAUGCAUCUAAAAAACAUAUCCAAAAUACGACCAUACCUUACACAAGACACUGCUGAAACUCUAAUCCACGCUCUCAUUAUCUCCCGCAUUGAUUAUUGCAAUAGUCUCCUAACUGGUCUUCCCAAAACGAGACUCUCACCACUACAAUCCAUUCUGAAUGCAGCGGCGAGGCUUAUCUUCCUCGCUAGACGUUCGUCGUCUGCAGAUCCACUCUGUCAGUCCCUCCAUUGGUUACCUGUACUCUACCGCAUUCAAUAUAAAAUACUUUUACUCACACACAAGGCCAUUAACCAAACUACACCAACGUACCUCACUUCGCUUAUCUCAAAAUAUCUCCCAACCUGACCUCU